AUGGCAUCCUCGGUCAUUGUUUUUGGCCCGACAGGCCAAGUGGGAUCCGUCGUUGCCCGUACGGCCGCCGAGCAGGGCGUCGAUGUCUGGCUCGCCAUGCGAGACCCGACUAAGAACAUCCGCGGAAUCGGGAAAGACCAGGAGGACUCGGCCAGCUUCCGCAGGAUCCAAGCCGACCUGCAGGAACCCGAGACAGUAACCCAAGCCGUCAAGAUGUCUGGAGCUAAGCGUGCCUUCAUCUACCUCGUCCACGGCGCACCAGACCACUUGCAGGGUGCCAUCUUGGCCAUGAAGGCUGCCGGCAUCGAGUUCGUCGUCUUGCUGAGCAGCUUCACCAUCCUGACCAACCAGCCUCUGCGUGAUAUUCCCCCUUCCGAACUCCUGGCCCACGUGCACGGGCAGGUCGAGGCAAACCUGCACGACACGUUCGGUCCGGACCAUUACACCGCCGUACGCAGCGGGUGCUUCGCCACAAACCUCCUGGCCGAGAGGAGCGGCAUCGUCGCCAACGACGUGAAACUGUACGGUGGCACGUUUGAGCAGGACAAUAUCGUACCCAGCGAUAUUGGCAAAGUUAUCGGCAACAUUCUCGUCUCCGGUCCUCGCAAUGGCCAAAAUAAUAUCGUCUAUCUCUAUGGACCCAAGAUCCGAUCCAUACACGAGAGCAUCGUCACUAUUGGAAAGGUGCUAGGCAAGGACCUGUCCAUCACGACACUAGGGCCUAAGGAAGGGUACGACAAUUACAUUACUCAUGGCAUGACGCCCCAAUACGCGGAAUUUAUGGUCAGAACAUUAAGUACAAAGGGGCCGGAUAAAGGGCACGGUGAGCGGUUUCCAAGAUACGAGGAGGGUGUGAGCAACGUGAAGCUUUACACUGGUAAGCCGGCUACCACUCUCGACGAUUGGGUCAAGGAGAACAAGGUGAUUUUUGAGACGUGA
Molecule: messenger RNA, 939 nt
Organism: Neoarthrinium moseri
Lineage: Eukaryota; Fungi; Ascomycota; Sordariomycetes; Amphisphaeriales; Apiosporaceae
Exons: 1
Coding region: 1-939 (312 amino acids)
Source: RefSeq, a predicted model, not a curated record